AUGGCGCUCGGAAAUGAUAAAGAAGUAAAAAUGGAGGUUGAAAACCCGUCUACUAAUCAAACAGAAGAAGAGAACCGUGUAGAUCCAUUUACUCUGGAAAUCUUGCCUCUUAUAAAAGAAAAUCAGAGUACACACGGUUUACGUCAUGGUGAUUAUCAGAGAUACAGGCAAUAUUGUACAAGGAGGUUAAGACGUCUUUAUAAGACGCUUCAUUUUCAACAAGGUUCAAGGAACAACAUCAAACCAAAGAAAGUGACUGAAAAUGUUGUAAAAGACGUCAAGUUUUUACACAUACCUCUGAUAGAUGCUGAAAGAGCAUGGAGCCAUGCUAUGGAAUUAAAGCUUCUUGCUAACACAGAACCAAGGAAAAGAUUUCAUUUGAUCAGAAGAUUACGUAAUGCUGCCGGYCAUGCUGACAGCUUAGAAAAGCUCUGUCAAGGAAGUCUUUGUGAUGCAAGAACAAAACUAGAAGCUCAGGCUUAUGCAUCGUACAUGAAGGGGAGUGUAAGUUUUGAGCUUCAGAAGUGGAAGGAAGCUUUAGAGUUGUUUGGGAGAGCAAGGACCAUCUAUGAAAAGCUUGCUGGUGCUUUCUCAGAAGAGCACAGGAAUAUGUAUCUUCAAAGAGUUGAGGAAAUCACUCCUAAUAUCAGAUACUGUGCUUACAAUCUUGGUGAAGGUGGCACAGACAUCAAUGAUUUGAUGCAGAUGAGAAUGAGCUCAACUGGUGGUGUCCAAGACCCAGUUCUUGCAGCCAAGAUUGAUGAAGUUUUGGCACAGACUCGAGAGAAAGAAGCAGAGUCCAUGACAGAAGUGACAUGGAGAGGUCGGUCCAUACCUGUCAAGAAUGAGAAAGUGCGUGCAUUUAUUCUGCAUGCACAACAGAUUGCAAGAGAGCUGGACAGUGCAGAGGAUGCGGACAGUAAGAUGAGUAUGUAUGAGGAAUUGUUGAUGGAAAGCAAGGAUGCUUUGCAAGCUGUGAAAGAUGAACUCAAGGGAGAUACAUCUUCAGGAAAACCAAGGUCUCAGAAGAGUGAGACACAGGUAGCCCAACUGCAGUCUCUUCAGUCCUACAUUACCUAUGUAAAACUCAGUAAAACUACUGAUAGAAACUUGCUGAUGGUUGAAGCUAUGAAAAAACAACUUCCUGCAAGUCUGCAAGAUUCUAGUGAGGCUGUUGAGCCUGAUCCAACUAAGAAACUGACUAAACCAGAAGACCUUGUCAGAAUCUAUGACAUUAUCUUACAGACCCUGUCAGACAUGGGUGAAUUACCUGGCGUUGAUGAUGAUAUCGAGAUGAGUAAAGACAUAAGUGCACAAAUACUGCACUUCAAAGCAUACAGGUGUUUUUACAUCGCGAAGUCCUAUUUGCAGGCCAAGAAAUGGCGUGAGGCAGCCAUGUUGUACGACCGCGUGACAAGUCACGCAGAGUCUGCCAUGGAACAUUUUCAGGAAAGUCAAGACUAUCAAUCAAAGCAACGUUUUACAAAGAUGCAGGAACUUGUGUCAUUGUCAAGAGGCGCAAAGUGUUCAGCGCAUGCUUCGUGUAUCUUAGAGGGAGAGACAGUCGUAGAUGACAUGAGCGCCAUUACUCUGCACGAUAAACCUUUAUCAGAUCGACUUGAUGUUUACCACAAAGACCAGUCACUUACMAACAAAAAACCAAAUGUCACAACCUUCCCUCCCGAAUUCCAACCAAUACCGUGUAAGCCGUUGUUCUUUGACUUGGCUCUCAAUCAAGUCGAGUUCCCUUCYUUAGAAGAACGAGUGGAGGCGAAAAAGGCAACAGGAAUCACUGGAUAUUUCAAAGGCUGGCUCUGGGGUGGCUCAAGCUAACGGAUAUUAUCUUCUAUUUUCCUAUGAAUAUCAACUAAUCUAGAGAUGAAGAAAUUUGCGAUCGUGCAGAGACUGACGCAUCAAAAUCAUACCGACUGUGAAAUUGGUCGUCUCUAUCACUUUUAUCCCAUAGGAAAAAGAAUAAAUUAGUCUAUUUUACAGCUAUUUUACCAUUAUCAACGUCGUAAGGACGUUGAUUUUACUCGUUAGGUUUGUGAAGUCAGUAAAUCCAAAAAGAGACAAUUUUAAGGACAUACUUCUUGUAAUAUAUUCCUAUCAUAGAGAAUAUAUUCAUACGGUGAAUAAAGCAAUCGUUCAAAAAAA
Exaiptasia diaphana is the source of this 2157-nucleotide messenger RNA. Its product is annotated as signal recognition particle subunit SRP68. NCBI's taxonomy places the organism in Eukaryota, Metazoa, Cnidaria, Anthozoa, Actiniaria, Aiptasiidae. The record is from RefSeq and is a predicted model, not a curated record. Gene Ontology annotation, biological process: SRP-dependent cotranslational protein targeting to membrane. The transcript has 13 exons. The coding region runs from base 1 to 1833 and encodes 610 amino acids. Gene Ontology annotation, molecular function: signal recognition particle binding; protein binding; endoplasmic reticulum signal sequence receptor activity. Gene Ontology annotation, cellular component: signal recognition particle, endoplasmic reticulum targeting.